Messenger RNA from Uranotaenia lowii, 1274 nucleotides. RefSeq names its product mucin-2-like. The coding region runs from base 78 to 1211 and encodes 377 amino acids. The record is from RefSeq and is a predicted model, not a curated record. Lineage: Eukaryota; Metazoa; Arthropoda; Insecta; Diptera; Culicidae. The transcript has 2 exons.
CACUUCUGAAGCCUUUUGCCUCCAUCGGGUGUUGGUUUUUCUGGGCGUUUUCAGUUGUAUUUUUACGAUCGCGACGGAUGUAUCGCGUUGCUCAAGUGUACCUCACGAUGGACGCCCUGCUGGGCAUCUUUUCCAUCUGCCUGCUCAUAACAGUGGCCAAUGCAACCCUAGACAGUCCGGUUGCCCGCGUUUCAUACGAUCCCAAAUGUGGAUGCUACAACACCAUAACGAUCAGUACCCUACCAAGGCCGAGCACAAUUUGCACCACAACGGUUCCUGUCUAUGAAACUGUGGCCACCGAUAUCCUGACGCUGGGUCCGGUAACAGAUUGGAAAACGGAAACCGAUUUCAUCACCCUCUCGUCAACCACCAAGACCAAGACGAAAACCAAAAAACACUACGCAACGACUUAUACUGAUUCCGUUUGGGCCACCAAUACCGUUAUCUAUCAACUUGAACCUUCCGUUACAUACGUUGAUGAACACGUCACAGAAACAGUUACGGAAACAGCAACAGGUCCCACCUCAAUCAUUUACGAAACGGAAUACGCCACAGAAACGACCACACACACAAAAACCAAAUAUAUCAAGAAACACACAAAAACUUUAACAAAAACACUCACCGACAUUGAAACAAUCUGCCUGAAAGUCACCUCGACGACUGCUGCGGAAAAUGUCGUGACCCUGGAUCCUUCAACGACAUACGUGACUGAAACCGAGACCGAUACCCAAACCGUUACUUCCACUAUAACUAAAUGGAUCACCAAAACCGUCAACCAUCACGAUUCAUCAGAGGAGGACUAUGAUGUUUACCAUUACUCGACCCUGCGACCAAAAACGUGUACCGAGUACAGAACGGAACUGACAACCAACCUGAUAAUCGGCCCCACUCCAACCCUAACAGUCACCAGCACCGAAAUCUACGGAACGGUCGAAACGAUCACCGUCACCGAAACGGUUCCAAUCGUAUCGCUGGUCACGGUUCCAACGGCCAUACCGUCUGGCGCCUACGCAUCACUGUACUGCCCUGCUGGCCGAGAUCGGAAUCACUACCGGCCAGUUCAUCUUACAGCCCAGUGGCCACCGUAUGGACACCAUAAGUCAUCCCACAGGAUCAAACCGUCGAAAUCGGAGCGUAUCGUUUCGAAAACAACGUCUAACGACGAUUACCUAUCCAAUUCGGAACAGGACCUGCUGGAUGAUCUAUUUUGAAACACUAACGAGCACUCGGGUAGACUUUAGAACACUAACACGGUAGAUUUAACAAUGCAAAAA